Molecule: messenger RNA, 1496 nt
Organism: Aricia agestis (brown argus)
Lineage: Eukaryota; Metazoa; Arthropoda; Insecta; Lepidoptera; Lycaenidae
Gene: Rrp45
Product: exosome complex component RRP45
Exons: 7
Coding region: 106-1227 (373 amino acids)
Biological process (GO): nuclear polyadenylation-dependent rRNA catabolic process; TRAMP-dependent tRNA surveillance pathway; exonucleolytic trimming to generate mature 3'-end of 5.8S rRNA from tricistronic rRNA transcript (SSU-rRNA, 5.8S rRNA, LSU-rRNA)
Cellular component (GO): nuclear exosome (RNase complex); cytoplasmic exosome (RNase complex)
Source: RefSeq, a predicted model, not a curated record
UAGCAAAGAACUGAAAACAUAACCUAUACUGUAACAGUAAAUUCUAAUGUUUCGUGAAUAAAAACAUAACAUAUAAAGUCAAGCGUGCUUUAUAGAUCCUUGAAAAUGAGGGAUAUUAUUUUAUCAAAUUGUGAAAAAAGUUUUAUUCAGAAAAUAAUUUCACAAGGACAUCGUUUAGAUGGUAGAAACUUCAAUGACAGCCGCAAUUUGGAGAUCUCGUUUGGAUCUGACUUUGGAAGUUGUAUAACUACAUUAGGUGAAACAAAAGUUCUCGCCCAAGUAACAUGUGAAGUAGUUCAACCAAAGCAAAUAAGACCUAAUGAGGGUAUUCUUUACUUGAAUGUGGAAAUAAGCCCGAUGGCAGCUCCGCAGUUUGAGGCUAACAGACAAACAGAUUUAACUGUGUAUUUAAACAGAUUAUUAGAAAAAUGUUUCAAGGAUUCAAAAUGUAUAGAUUUAGAAGCAUUGUGUAUUGUUGUAGAAGAGAAGGUAUGGUCACUUAGGGUAGAUGUAAAAGUUUUAAAUCAUGAUGGAAACCUUGUGGAGUGUGCCAGCAUUGCUACAUUGGCAUCAUUAGCACAUUUCAAGAGACCUGAUGUAACCCGUAGUGGUGAAAAUGUAACCAUCCACACAUUAGCCGAAAGAGAUCCAAUACCAACUGUAUUAUACCAUUAUCCUGUAUGUGUCAGUUUUGCAAUUUUUAAUAAUGAUAUGCUUAUAUCAGAUCCGAAUUUCAUUGAAGAGUCUGUGUGCAUCUCCAGCACAGAUGAGAGUAAUAGCGGUGGUGUUUUGGUUGUUGGCAUGAAUCAGUACAGAGAAAUAUGUCUUCUAGACCUUACUGGCGCUGCUGUAUACAACUCCAAGAUUGUCCACAAAGCUGUACAAAAUGCCGCAGAAAGAAGUAAAACAGUGGUAGAACUAGUUAAGAGAGUAAUCAUAGAUGAUGACAACAAAAGACAGAAACGUGUCAAGAUAAAUUUCAGUGACAUAAUCACGGACAGUCAUAUUCAGUCACUAAAUAGAAAAGAUUUGAGUAUCUGCCUUAAAAAUUACCAUGUUGAUGAUGCAGUUGCUGAUAAUGAUGUUAAAAUGGACGAAGAUGAUGUGGAACCAGAACCCAGCAAAUAUGAUGUUAUUCCGUCACUGCCUCACACUGCUGAGCUCAAAUCUAACACUGGAACAACAUCUUGGAUUGAAAUUUCAUCAGAGUCAGAAGAAGAAAAAUAGAUUUUCGUUGUCAUUGAAAGUACUGGUAUAGUGUUUGGAAACAGUUUUUAUUUUAUCAUUGCAUAACCCUUGUGACAUAACAAAUAUAACAUGUUAUAUACUUGGAUUAUAUACAUAAUAAAAAUCUUCUACAUUGUAAUAAAUAAUGAUUCCUAUGUAAAUGUUCUUUUAAUUAAUAUAUGAAAUAUCACUAAACUUAUUUGAUGCAAAACAAGUCUUAAGGUUUGGCUUAAGGGUACAGCACACAUAUCAACUCGGAAAGGGAUCGG